This is a messenger RNA of Aspergillus uvarum CBS 121591, 1305 nucleotides long. RefSeq names its product phytanoyl-CoA dioxygenase family protein. The coding region runs from base 248 to 1282 and encodes 344 amino acids. The transcript has 2 exons. NCBI's taxonomy places the organism in Eukaryota, Fungi, Ascomycota, Eurotiomycetes, Eurotiales, Aspergillaceae. The record is from RefSeq and is a predicted model, not a curated record.
CUGCUGACCACCCCACACUCUACAGAGCCACUAGACUUCAUCAGUUCGAGCAACUAUGUCGCAGUCCUUCGGAGGAGGGUCAUUUCGCCCGUGUCCUCUCUGAUACCCGGAGGUGCCAAGUCGGAUUCCGGUCCCAAUGGCAUGACCUCAGCGAGGCGAUAGAAAAGGCCGAUCAAUACCCUCUCUCGCCGUCCCUCAGAUUUCCACACCCAUAGCCCGAUCUUGCUUGCUAUACACAUCUCACAUCAUGGCCCCCGCUCGCAUCGAUACGCCUGAGGCUACUCCGGUUGCGCCGACCAAGCUCCAAUCGAGCCAGACGCAGGCGACCCAGUAUGGUGACUUCCGCGACGAAUUCUUCCGCAACGGCUACGCCGUCAUCAAAGGCGCCCUGACGCCGGAGCGCGCGAAGGAAUACCAGAGCCGGGCGCUGGACUGGCUGGAGUCGUUCGGCCUGGGCUUCGACCGCAACGACAAAUCCACCUGGAAGAAAGAGAAUUUGCCCCAGAGCUGGAAGGGCGGGAUGUACCUUCACUUCUCAGCCGCGCACGAGAAGUACGUCUGGGACGUUCGUUGCGAACCCGGGGUAAUCGCCCCAUUUGCCAAACUCUGGGAGACGGACGAGCUGGUCGUCUCCUUCGACACAGUGAACAUCACGCUCCCGCAGUCCAUCGUGGGCGAGUACGACUCCAAGCCGUGGCCGCACGUGGACCAAGCCCCUGAAAGGUCGGGCAUGCAGUGCGUGCAGGGGAUCGUAAAUUUGUCUCACGCGGGCCCUGCGGAUGGCGGGCUGGUCGUGAUGAAGGGGUCAGCACCACUGUUCGACGACUUCUUUGAGGAGAACCCGGUGACGGGGCCGACGCCGUGGCGCACGGCCAAGCACAAGGACUUCCACCCCUUCUCCGAGGAGAACUUGGCGUGGUACCGCGCGCGCGGCUGCGAGCUGGUCAAGGUGUGCGCCGAGCCCGGCGACCUCAUCAUCUGGGACUCGCGGCAGGUCCACUGGGCGCAGUUCGGCGAGUCGGAGGUCGUGCGCACCAUCGUGUAUGCGACUUACACGCCCGCGGCGUGGAUGUCCGCCGAGGACCGUCGCAAGAAGACCGAGCUGUUCGAGCACUACGAGACCACCACCCAUUGGCCCCAUACCAAUCUGUAUACCCACGGCAAGGCGACGGUCACGGUGGAUGGGGAGGAGCAGGUUGAUCCAUUGGAGAGGGAUGAGCCCCUCACCAAGCCGGUGCGGACGGAGCAGUUGUUGAAGUUGGCGGGGGUGGUUCCUUAUUAGAUUUUGUGUGUUUUUUUUUUUUU